AGUAGAGGGCGGUGUAGCGAGGAAACGGGACAGUGAUUAAAUACAACCACUUUCCUCAGGUGGCACACGAACCGCAGGCGAAGGAAAGCAUGCUGUCGGUUGUGUGAGCAGGACGCGAAGAUGGUGUUUGAGUCGGUGGUGGUCGAUGUCUUGAACCGGUUUCUGGGGGACUAUGUGGUGAACCUCGACAGCUCGCAGCUCAGCCUCGGCAUGUGGGGAGGUGAUGCCAUAUUAAGAAACCUUGAGAUAAAAGAAAAUGCCUUGAGUCAACUGGACAUCCCUUUCAAAGUCCGAGCGGGACACAUAGGACGUUUGGAGUUGAAGAUCCCUUGGAAGAACCUGUACACUCAGUCUGUGGAGGCCACGCUGGAUGAAGUUUUCCUGCUCAUCGUGCCCACUGCUAGUAUAAAGUAUUACGCAGAGAAGGAGGAGAGACAGCUGCAGGAAGCUCAGCAGAAGGAGCUACAGCGGAUCGAGGAGACCAAGCAGAAAGCAGCAGAAAAAGAAAAUCCAAAGGCAGAGAAGCAGGACACAUUUGUGGAGAAACUGGUUACACAGGUGAUCAAAAACCUGCAGGUGAAGAUCUCCAACAUACACAUCCGCUAUGAGGAUGAUGUCACCAAUCCCGAUGCUCCACUCUCCUUCGGAGUGUCCCUGCAGAACCUCAGCCUCCAGACAGCUGAUGAGAAUUGGAAGCCAUGUCUUCUGGAUGAGAAAGCCAAGCUGUUUUUCAAGCUUGUACGUCUGGACAAUCUGUUUGCGUACUGGAAUGUGAAUUCAGAGCUCUACUCCUACCACAACCCCGAGGAGGCUCUGCGAUACUUGAAGCACAGUGUAGCCAUCCAGAGCGCUAUCCCUCAAGAUUAUCAUUUCAUCUUUCGUCCAAUAUCUGCAAACGCCAAGCUGCGCAUGAAUCCUCGCUCCGAUGUGGACUUCUCCUCACCAAAAGUGGAUCUAGUGGUCAACCUCCCGGAGGUGGCUGUUGAACUCAGCCAUCCACAGUACAUCAGCAUCCUGGAGCUGUUGGGGUCGGUGGAUAUGAUGACCCGUAACCUCCCAUACAGGAAAUAUCGUCCAGAUGUGGCAGUUCACACUAAUGCACGUCAGUGGUGGCGAUAUGUGAUCACGGGCGUUUUGGAGGUCAGUGUAAAGCCCCGCCUUCACAUGUGGUCAUGGCAACGCAUCCGUCACCAUCGGCAACAUGUGAAAAAGUACAGAGAGCUCUAUAAGAACAAAAUCACAAGUAAGAAGCCUGCAGAGAGUCUGCUGAAGGAGCUUGAGGAGACUGAAAGAACCCUGGAUAUAUUCAACAUCACAAUGGCGAGACAGCAGGCUGAGAUGGAGGCCUCAAAGGCGGGGUUCAGGAUAUACCGUCCUGGGGUGAAGGUGGAGGAGGAACAGUCACAGGGCUGGUUCGGCUGGAUGUGGGGCUGGUCUGGAGAAAUUGACACCCCAACCAAAGAUGUCAAAACGGGAGGUUUUGAUGAGCUAAUGACUCCAGCGGAGAAAGCCAAACUAUACGCUGCCAUUGGAUACAGCGAGACAGGCGUCAAUCCUAACCUGCCAAAAAAUUUUGAAAAUAUGAAGAUACACUUCCAGCUUAAUCGCCUUUGUCUGUCAAUCAAAGAGAGCCGAGAGAAGCCGGAGAUCAUCAAACUGUCCGUCAUUGAUCUGAAAGCCAUGCUGACUCAGAGACCUGCGGCCCAAGCUAUAAAGAUCUCUGCUCAGCUGUCAUCGUUUGAAGUGUCGGGUCUCCCACGAGGCAAGUCGACCCCCAUCCUGCUGUCUCCACGUCACGUGGUCGGGAUGAAAGAUUUGGCUUUACUGGACCUCAUGUUUGAGACGAACCCACUGGAUGCGAAAGCAGACCAGAGACUCCGCAUCGAGUCCCAGGCGCUGGAGAUCAUCUAUGACGCUAUGACCGUGAACAGUAUGUCAGCUUUCUUCAUGCCUCCAAAGGACCUGCAGCUGGAUGAACUGACCAACGCCACCCUCAUGAAGCUGGAGCAGUUCAGAGACAAGACCUCCACAGGACUUAUGUAUGUCAUUGAGACUCAGAAGGUUCUGGAUCUGAAGAUAAACCUCAUGGCUUCAUAUGUCAUUGUACCAGAAAACGGCUUUUAUGACCCCAAACACAACCUUGCCAUUCUGGAUUUGGGUCAUUUCCAGAUGUCCAGUCAGAGCAGAGCUGACCUGCCUCAGCUGUCCGCGGGCAGCAGCACUAUAGAGGACAUCAUGUCUCGAGCUUACGACAGCUUCGAUGUCCAGCUCAGCAGUUUACAGUUCCUCUACACCAAAGCAGGUGGUGACUGGAAGCAGGCUCGUCUGCUCAGACAGUCUACGUUUCACAUCCUGGAGCCUGUGGACCUGAAGGUGGUCUUCAGCAGAGCCAUGGUGGUGACAGACUCACGGAUGCCCAAGUUUAAGAUUUACGGUGAGCUCCCUCUUCUGUCUCUGCGUAUCUCUGAUGAUAAAGUGCGUGGCAUCCUGGCGUUGCUCAGCAGCAUUCCCCUUCCUGAGUGUCGCCCGGUGCCCCAGACUAGAGCGCCACAAGUCACACCCAAGACCUCCAAAAGUUGGAACACACCUCAGCUCAUCCCUCGAAGACCAGCCGUAGACGACCUGCGUGCAUCCAUCAUAUACGGCCCAGACGAGGAGCUGUUCUUUGAUGCCCCUAGUUCACCGAUCGAGGAUCUGCCGUUCUUUGAGGCUUCCACUGACUCUCUGCAGGGUUCAGCCUCUGAUAAACGUCUGUCCAUGGUGCUCAGAGACCCCAAGAAGAACAUGACCGAGCUCCUCUUGAGAUUUGAGAUCAACAAGCUUUCUAUUCAGCUGUGCCGCUUGUCAGACAGCGAGGAGGUGAGCGUUCUGCAUCUGUUCAUUAAUGGAUUAGGGACAGAACUCAAACUUCGCACCUUUGACAUGUCUUCGUACACCUUCCUGCGUGAGAUCUGCCUCGAGUGUUCAGAGUACUUGGAUUCUGAGGACAAGAAAGUUCACCUUAUCACCACUCUGGACAAUUCUGAGGAAGAUCUGCUCACUUUGGAAUAUGUCAAGGCAGACAAAAAUGCACCGGAUUUCAAAACGAUGCAUAAAAAUACAGAGCAACUAAUCAAGGUGAAUUUCUCCUCACUAGACGUUCAUCUGCACACUGAGGUGCUCCUCAACUCCAUAAAUUUCCUCAAUAACCUCCUCCCACCACUGAAGAAAGAGGCACAAGAGGAGCAGCCCGUCCUACCCAAGGAGGAAGAAGAGGAGUCAAAAAUAGAGGAUUCUGCUGUUACCAAGAAAUCUUCCUGUAAGAAUUCAAAGUUUGAGGAUGUGGUGAAUUUGCAUAUCCGAGCAGACCUCAGCUGUCUGAAGGUCUUCAUAAGAGGAGAGAAAGCCAGGAUCUCUGAGAUCAGCAUCGAGGGGCUGGUUUCUGAAGUACAGAUGAAGAAGAAGUGCGUAGAGAUUCUCGCUAACCUGAAGAACAUUGUAAUUCUGGAUUGUGACAAAGAGGCACUAUAUAAAAAGGCAGUGUCCAUCGCGGAUAAGGAGGUGUUUGACAUGCAUAUUGUGGACACCAGUGUAACUUUGACUGUGGGCUGCAUUCAGGUUAUUUUCCUCAACAAGUUUAUGUCCUCAAUAAUGGCAUUUAUUAAUAAUUUCCAGGAGACAGCAGAGAAAGCAGCCAUUGGGGUUUUGGAGCUGGCAGAGAGAAUCCCACAUAUCUCCCUGGACGUAGACAUUAAAGCUCCUGUUGUCUUCCUCCCACAAUCCUCUGUUUCCCACAAUGUCAUUGUGGCAGAUCUGGGUUUAGUGACCAUAAAGCAACACUUUGAAAUUGUCUCCUCUCCACUACACACCAAGAUCCCCCCGGUCGUGGACAUCAUGGCCGUGGGACUGAGGGAUCUUAAAAUGUACAGGACCACAUUCACUGAUGGACAGUUUAAGAGUGAACUUCAGUUACUCAAACCAGUCAACAUGGACCUGUCAAUCAAACGCAAUCUCUCUGCAUCCUGGUAUCACAGCAUACCUGACAUCCAGAUCAAUGCACACCUCAAACCCAUGAUCCUAAUCCUGAGUCAGGAGGACCUUACAAUAGUGCUGAAGACUCUGAGUGAGAAUCUGUCUGAGAAUUCUGAUGCUCCUCCAGCUCCAUACAGCUCUGAUAAAGGAGACACAGUUUCUACCAAGGAUUCUCAGAGUUCUGGAGGAAACACAGUUGUGACCGCAGCAGUGGUGGAAGGCCAGAAAACAGGCAAACUAAAGAACACUCUGAAACUGGACUUUAAGUUUGACUCCAUGACAAUAGUCCUGUACAGCCCUAACAAUGAGAUCCAGUUAUCAGACUCCCGUGAUGAGAGUUUGAAGUUGGCAGAGUUCAUGUUGGGCACCAUCUCCACCGCUGUGCACAUGUUCUCUGACAGCUCCAUGAAAGCCUCGCUCAAACUCACAAACUGUCUGCUGGAUGAUAAGAGACAGAGGGUGAAAAUGAUCACAUCCAGGAUGAUGGCGAUGCGUCAGGGCAGAGAAGGUGAUGUGAUGGUGGACGUGAGUUAUAGACAAGGACGGGACGGCACCGUGCUGGACACCCUGGUUCAGGACCUCUAUCUGUGUGUCAGUAUGGAGUUCCUGCUCACAGUAGCUGAUGUCUUUCUUAAAGCUUUGGCAGAUGGCUUUUCUGGUCCCCCUAAAAACAAACAACUCGCCAGUUCCUCUAAAGACACAGGUUCGGGCAUGGAGGCAUUGUUCCAUAAAUGGAAUCAAUGUUUAUUUGCAUCUUUUUUUUUUGCCAAAACUGAGAUGAACAUUGUGGUAAAGAAUCCUGAGAUUGUUUUUGUGGCCGACCUCACACGCGCUGAAGCUCCGGCUCUCGUUAUGACGACGCAGUGUGAGCUGGUGAUGAAGAACGAGCCCAGCGGUCAGUCGAUGACUGCCGCCAUUUCAGACCUGAAGGUGGUGGUGUGUCCGCUCCUGCGAGAGAAGCGGGAGCACAAUGUGAUGACGGUGCUUCAACCCUGUCAGGUGUUCUUCCAGAGCAGCCAGUCUCCUUCCCAGCCACAGUCCAUCGAGCUGUCCAUCAGCUCCCUCACGCUCAAGGUGUCUCCCAUCAUCAUAAACACAGUUAUCACCAUUCAGUCAGCGCUGAGCCCUGCAGCUGAGACCCCUGAGGAACUGGAGAGUCCUGUGCCACAGGAUCUGUGGGAACGUCGCAACCUGCGAGACCUAAAGCUCUGGUUCCUGGAGGAGGAAGAAGAGAAUGUCACCCGGUCUGUCAUUCGACUCGUUCCUCAUGGAGAGUCUCUCAAAAUGAACAUCCACUCCAUCUGUCUGACGCUGGAGGCCGGGGUGGGCCAUCGCACUGUGCCCAUGCUGCUGGCCAAAGCCUCGUUCCAGGGAGACGUGAAAAACUGGAGUACUCUCAUUAACCUACACUGUCACCUGGACCUGGAGGUAAAUUAUUAUAAUGAGAUGAUGGGCGUAUGGGAACCACUGCUGGAGCCGCUUGAUGAUGAGGAGAAAGAUGGCUUCAGACCAUGGACUCUAGCGAUGAAGAUGAAGAAAAAGCCAGUAUCAUUUUCUGAAGUAUCUGACGAGGUGGACGGCAGUGUGCCUGAUUAUAAAACAGUCAUCAGCUUCACGAGUAAAGACCAGCUUAACAUCACCCUCUCCAAGUGUGGCCUCCACAUGCUGAGCAAUCUAGGAACGGCAUUUGCAGAGGCCACUAAGCAGACCGCUGAAUGCUUUCAGAAGGACCAGGCACCGUUUGUGGUGAAGAAUCGUUUGGGUUUGCCAGUGGCAGUAAUGCACAGCAAAGUGUUUAGACCCAUUGGUAAAGAGUCUAAAAAUCGUGUGGUGGAGCUCCAGGAUGGAGAGAAUCUGAAUUUGGACUACACCAACACUUUGGAAUCCAGUGACCAAUUCUCAGCCAUGACCAGCCUCAGUGCCAAAAACUACAUACAGCCCACUCCAGUUGGCCACACUAGCGCAAGUGUAAUCCCACUAAUCAAAACAGGACGGGACAUGCACAGCGUCAUGCACCGUGACUCUGGUGUCACCCGCUUCUUUGUCUGUCAGAUUUACACUGUCGAGGGAAGCAAAUAUGUCAAGAUCCGCUCUCCUUUCCAGAUCAUCAAUCACUUUUCGGUGGCGUUCCGUGUUUAUGAGGGAUCUGAGUGUCUGGGCGUCUCUCUGCCUUCAGAGGAGUUCUGUGUGCCUCUGGGCUCCUACAGAGCUGAACUGAGCCUGCAGCCUGUAACUGAAGACGAGGAGCAGUACGACCGCUCCGAGUGUUUCACUUACACUGAGGUGAAUCAGAAGCCCGGAGAGUGUCUGGAGAAAACCUGCCAUCAUCAGGGAGACAGCACCCAGAUGCUGAAGGUCAACAUGGUUCCUGUCCCAGACGCUCUGAUGACACACAGCCCUGAGGAGGAGUAUGACAAGCCCAUCAUUCUGCACCUGUGGCCCACCGUUCUCCUCCGCAACCUCCUGCCGUACCCCAUCACCUUCAAGAUAAAGGGCAAUGGAAAUUUCCCCUCUUCCUUACUGAAAGCGGGCCACUCCUCCCAGAUCCACACCGCUAUCAUGGAUUUCUCCACUCUGGAGCUGAAGCUGCUGGGAUACCUGCAGCAGGACUGGGAGUCCAAGUACAGUCUGUGCAGCGACGGUGACGAGCUCAGCUUCAUCACCUUCCACUCGCUGGCAGUGGACGAGGAGACGGAGAUGGAGACCGAGACGGAGCUCCACAUCGCGGUGCAUGUUAAGAAGGAGGAGGGUCAGCUGGUGGUGGCCAUCCACUCCCCGUACUGGAUGGUGAAUAAGACGGGCAGACUGCUGCAGUACAAGGCAGACGAUAUUCAUCGCAAACACCUGAAGGAUUACGACAUGCCCCUCCUCUUCUCUUUCAAGCCACGCAACUUUCUGCAGAACAACAAGAUUCGCCUGAUGAUCUCAGAAAAAGAAUUAUCAGGGGAUUUCUCCAUCGACACUGUUGGGAGUUACGGUGACGUCAAAUGCAAAGGGGAACAGAAGGAUUACAUGGUGGGAGUGAAGAUCGACACCACCAGCUUCAGUUUGACUCGGUUGGUGACGUUCCUGCCCUUCUACACGCUGGUGAACAGAACCAAGCACGUAAUCCGAGUCUGUGAGGAAGGUCUGGAUCAGUGGACCGAGGCCCGACCCGGACAGGUUGCGGUUCCAUUCUGGCCAGAAAGAGACUCAAGGAAACUCCGAGUCAUAGUGGAGGGCUGCCAAUCGUCGCCACAGCCGUUUGAUUUCCACCAGACGGAGAACUGCCUCCUGCUGCACCUGGACAGAACCCUGGGUGGUAUUAUUGUGGAUGUGAAUCUGACGGAACAUUCUUCCGUCAUCCGGUUCUCUGAUUACCACGACGGCGCCGCUCCAUUCCUCCUCAUCAACCACACUAAAGACGAGACGCUCCAGUUCCACCAGAGCUCUCAGGAAGAAAUGGAUGAGCUGGCUCCAGGUCAGGCGGUGUACUACACCUGGGCCGAACCGACCGGCUCAAGAAUACUGAGCUGGAAGUGGGGCAAGUACAAAGGAGAGCUCAAGAGCGAGAAGGACCAGUUGUUGGAUGUGAACAAGGAGGGAAAAUUCUUUGUCAUCUCUUUUUAUGAAGGCCUCCAACGUGUGGCGCUUUUCACCACCGAGCACUGUGUCUUCAAGAAGAUUUGCGAUAAUGAGAAAAUAGAGCUGGCUGAACAGGAAACCUGCAUUUUGUUACAGAACAUGGGCGUCUCACUGGUCAACAACACCAUCAGCCAGGAAGUGGCCUUUAUUGGCAUCACCAGUUCUGAUGUGGUGUGGGAAACCAAGCCGAAGAAGCGCAGCCGAUGGAAGGUUUUAAGGGUUAAAGAAGCUGCGAUGUUGGAGCAGUGCUACAGAGAAUAUAUGGAGAGCGGGCCAGUGGACCGCAUCAUCAUUGACCUUGAGAACGAAUACCAGGUGUUGUUUGCUGCUAACGGGGUGGACAUGAGGAUACUGCAGCCCUUUGACGCUCCGCUCAGGAGGAACUUCCUGCCAGCAUUAAAGGUGGAGUACAGUGUCUCCACCCGCCAGAAAACCUACAGAGUCCAGAUCAACAGGAUUCAGAUCCAAAAUCAGUUGCCUGGAGCCAUCUUCCCAUUCGUCUUCUACCCCGUCAAACCGCCCAGAUCAGUCAGCAUGGACUCAGAGCCGAAACCACUCGCUGACGUCAGCAUCAUUACCAGAGCAGCCGGACACUCUGACAUUCUGCGCAUCAAGUAUUUUAAAGUGUUGAUUCAGGAGAUGGACCUGCGGAUAGAUCUUGGGUUCCUGUAUACCAUACUUGAGCUCCUCACUGCUGAGCACGUCAGUGUGGUCACGUCUGAACAGCAGGUGGUGUUGUUUGAGAAGGACAUUGAGUAUUUGAAGACCGAGCUCUAUCAUAGUUCAGCUACAGACACGUCCCCCAUCAGCCUUUACGAAUACUUCCACAUCUCUCCCAUAAAGCUUCACUUGAGUUUCUCUCUGAGCACCGGUAGUGAAGACAGGAAUAAGAAAGAGCGCGGGUCAGAGGUCAUUCCGGUUCAUUUGCUCAGCGUCCUGCUGAAGAGUAUUGGAGCUACACUCACUGACGUUCAGGACGUCCUCUUCAAACUUGGGUUUUGUGAGCUGAAGUACCAGUUCCGCACCACUCAGCAGCUGCAGUCGGAGGUCAUCGGACAUUAUUCCAAACAGGCUAUCAAGCAGAUGUAUGUUCUGGUUUUGGGUUUAGAUGUCCUCGGGAAUCCUUUCGGACUGAUCCGUGGUCUGUCUAAAGGCGUCAAGGCCUUCUUUUAUGAGCCUUAUCAGGGUGCCAUACAGGGACCAGAGGAGUUUAUGGAGGGCAUGACGCUCGGUGUGAAGGCUCUGGUUGGAGGUGCUGUGGGCGGUCUGGCCGGAGCGGCGUCUCGGAUCACGGGAGCCAUGGCUAAAGGUGUAGCGGUCAUGACCAUGGAUGAGGAGUAUCAGAAGAAGAGGCGCAAGGCCAUGAACAAGCAGCCCAGCGGAGUGAGAGAAGUCCUGAGACGAGGAAGGAAGGGACUCAUCUCUGGGUUUGUGAGCGGCAUCACAGGCAUUGUGACUAAACCCAUUAAAGGAGCUCAGAAGGAAGGAGCGGCGGGUUUCUUUAAGGGUGUGGGCAAAGGUUUGGUGGGAGCUCUGACCAGACCAACAGGGGGCAUCAUAGACAUGGCCAGCAGCACCUUCCAAGGCAUCAAAAGAGCUGCAGGGACGUCUCAGGAUGUGGAGAGUUUACGUCCUCCUCGUUUCAUCCAUGAGGAUGGAGUCAUCCGGCCGUACAAAGAGAGGGAGGGCAUUGGCAGCCAGAUGCUGCAGAGUAUUGAAAACGGACAGUUUGCCAAGUACAGAUACUUUGCUCAUGCUAAGGUGAACGAAUCAGAUUUCCUGAUGAUCACUAAAAAGGGGAUAUUUUUCGUGACUAAGGGCACGUUCGGGGAGCUGACGUGCGAGUGGCAGUAUCUGUUUGAUGAGUUUACCAAAGCGCCCAUAGUCAUGGAGGGCAGGAGACUGCAGAUAGAAGCAAAGGAACGAGUCAAAUCAGUGUCUCGUGCCAAAGAGUUUGGGAAGAUCAUCAGUUUCAAAACUCCAGAAUUAGCAAAGUGGGUUCUUGCCAAGCUUGAGGACGCCAGGGAAACUCUACCGAAGUAAGGACAGUUAAAGCCACGUGCGAUGAUCCUGUGCUCAGCUCUGUGCCUUUAUGCUGCUUUUGCAGUGAGUCACUUUACAUUAUACCCACAAUGCAACAGUCAUUCACUAAACACUGAAUACCACAUUGGUAAUGACUGGUAGACUGUGUGUUUGUGUGUUGAGUUUACAUUAUAUUGUACCUUUCUUUCCCUCUCACUGUCGGAGCUCAACUCAUUUACAUAUGAAGUUUUUACAAUGUGUCUCUACACUCAGUUCAGCCACUGGAUACAUGUCUCAACUAAAGCCACACUAAAGUGUAAAUUAUGAUGUUAUUUAAUACACAUUAAUAAAGACCAAUACUCUGUA
Messenger RNA from Carassius gibelio (silver crucian carp), 10023 nucleotides. Its product is annotated as intermembrane lipid transfer protein VPS13A. Bases 121 to 9678 code for a protein of 3185 amino acids. NCBI's taxonomy places the organism in Eukaryota, Metazoa, Chordata, Actinopteri, Cypriniformes, Cyprinidae. The record is from RefSeq and is a predicted model, not a curated record. Gene Ontology annotation, cellular component: extrinsic component of membrane. Gene Ontology annotation, biological process: protein retention in Golgi apparatus; protein targeting to vacuole; autophagy. The transcript is spliced from 71 exons.